UUCCACUUCCCCUCCAAUUUUUUCUCCUCUGAUAGUUUUUUUUUUCUCUGUCAAUGGAGAAAUUAUCGUACAAUUCCUAUCCUGACUCGGCCGGGUCGUCUCCGAGAUCUCGCGAGAUAGACUUCGAGAAUCCUCCGCCAUGGGAGGAGCAUCAGAGCUACAAGGCAAAGUUCAUGUGCAGCUAUGGCGGUAAAAUCCAGCCGCGGCCUCAUGAUAACCAGUUUGCUUACGUUGGCGGAGAGACGAAGAUCCUCUCUGUCGAUCGCGGCGUCAAGUUCUCCGACAUGAUCGCCAAGCUCUUCGCUCUCUCCUCCAACGCCAUCAGCGGCGGUGAUUACUCCGGUGUCACGUUCAAGUACCAGCUUCCGGGCGAGGACCUCGAUGCUCUGAUCUCUGUUACCAACGACGACGAUCUCGAGCACAUGAUGCACGAGUACGAUCGGAUACAGCGAGGUUCGGCGAAGUCGGCCAGGAUGCGGUUGUUCUUGUUUCCGGUGGUUUCUCCUGCCGGUGGAUUUGGAUCUGAAUCGGCUAUGCGAACGGAGCCGGAGAGGGUCGUCGGUGGUCAUAGUUCCGCGGCGGCGCGUGUAGAGACAGAGAAGUCGAUUGCGGCGGCUGGCACGAAUCACGUGGAUUUCCUGUUCGGCCUGGAGAAAUCGAUUCCGCCGCCGGUGUCUACGCCGCCUCCACCAACGUUUCCACAGCAGGUACAUGUAGCUCCGCAGUAUGCGGUGGUUGGAGUCGACGAGUCUGAUAUUCGAUCGGAUCGUGGCGUCAAUAUGAUGGAGAUGCAGAAUCAAGUGCGUGAAUUCCAGAGAUUUCAAAUCGCUGAUCAGCAGGAUACACGACAUCACCAUCACCAAGCGGUCAAUCUAGCCGAAUCCGGUGGUUUUUACCAAAAAUUCCAGGAAAGCAGACCGGCGGAGUCUGUACAACAUGCGCCAUCGCCUCAGAUGGGUUACUGGUCAGACAAACACGUGUCCGGCGGCGCCUUCCAUUCUCCAGCCACCGGAUUCUCCCAGCAACAAGUCUACGUCAGCGACGCCCAAGGGAACCUCUACCACUACGCGUCACCAUCACACGCGCCGCCGCAAUCCCUCUCGGGACAACAGCAACAACAACCCGGUCAAGGGUACUACAACGUCAACGUGCAUCAGCGCGUGUCACCGGACGUCUACAAUACCGCUUCCAACCCGACGACGGAUGCGGCGUUACCAGUUCGCCACGUGGCGGAGCAGGUGUACGGCCACGUGAUGUAUGACGGAUCAGGGCGACAAGUAUAUUACACAGCUCCGGUGGGUGGGGUUGCAUUGCCGCCGUCGCAGGUUCACCAGUACGGAAGCAGCAGCGACGGAAGAGGCGGAGUGGUGGUGAGUCAAGAAGGGAGAGUGGUGGGUGGAGUCGGUGCUCAUGUUGUUUCGAGUUCAAACUGAAAAAGUGUACGUACGAAUGUGUUAUUUGAUAUUGAAGAUUAAAAUUAAUAUUAUGGUUAAUAUAUGAUUAAGUGGUAAUUAGAUAUAUAAUUAAUAUCGGGGAUGGAUGUCAUGUAGUAAUGAUGGGGUGUGGCUAUGUUAAUGAAUUAUCCUGUUUUUGUGGCUUGCAAGUGAAGUUACUAGUACGAUC
Tarenaya hassleriana is the source of this 1623-nucleotide messenger RNA. RefSeq lists its product as uncharacterized. Bases 54 to 1433 code for a protein of 459 amino acids. Lineage: Eukaryota; Viridiplantae; Streptophyta; Magnoliopsida; Brassicales; Cleomaceae. Gene Ontology annotation, molecular function: protein binding. The record is from RefSeq and is a predicted model, not a curated record. The transcript has a single exon.